GACGCUAUGGCCAAAUUAUUGGUAAAACUCCAGCGGUAUUUUCGGCGAAAACCCGUGCGUUUCUUCACGCUGCUGGCUCUCUACCUGGCGGCCGGCAGCUUGGUUUUCCUGCACUCGGGCUUUGCCGGGGAGCCCACGGUGACGGGGAGCCAGCGCGGCCCCGGGGCCGGCGAGGGGCCGGGGCUGCCCUACCUGGGGGUGAUGCAGCUGAGCCGUGGCUUCAAGGCGGUGGCGACGAUGCCGGAGGGGGGACGGCGGCACGGACCCUGGUUCAAAAGCACCUCCAAGGAACCGGCGGAGAGGGGCAAAGCUGGAGACUACGGCAGCACCCGGAGCCGGGCGCUCAGGGGCAGGAGCGGCCGUGAGAAGGAGGAGGACAGAGCAAGAUACAUCGGCUGCUACGUGGACAACACUCGCCGGCGAACGCUGCGCGGCGUGUCCUUCUUUGACUACAAGAAGAUGACAGUCUUCCGUUGCCAGGACAACUGUGCCGAACGGGGCUACCUCUAUGCCGGGUUGGAAUUUGGCGCUGAGUGCUACUGCGGGCACAAGGUCCAGGCGUCGAACGCCAGCGAGUCCGAGUGCAACAUGGAGUGCAAGGGGGAGAGGAGCAACACCUGCGGUGGGGUCAACCGCCUCUCCAUCUACCGCCUGGAGCUGGCCCAGGAGUCCGCCAGGAGAUACGGCAGCGCGAUAUUUCGAGGGUGCUUCCGCCGGCCGGACAACGUCUCCAUCGCCCUGCCCGUCAGCCAGCUCAUGCUGAACAUGUCGGUGGACAAGUGCGUGGACUUCUGCACCGAGAAGGAGUACCCGCUGUCAGCCCUGGCCGGGAUCGCCUGCCGCUGCGGCUUCCCCACCACGCUCUUCACCCUGCAUGAGCGCGAGGAUGAGCAGCUCUGCGCCCAGAAAUGCGCCGGUGAGGAGUUCGAGAGCUGUGGCACCGCUGAAUACCUCCUUGUCUACCAGACCCAAGUGCAAGACAACCGCUGCAUGGACAGGAGGUUUCUCCCCACCCGUGCCAAGCAGCUGGUGGCCCUGGCCAGCUUCCCCGGUGCCGGCAACACCUGGGCACGCCACUUGAUCGAGCUGGCCACCGGCUUCUACACCGGCAGCUACUACUUCGACGGGUCUCUCUACAACAAAGGGUUCAAGGGUGAGAGGGACCACUGGCGAAGCGGGAGGACGAUUUGCAUCAAAACCCACGAGAGCGGCCAGAAGGAGAUCGAAUCCUUCGAUUCGGCCAUCCUGCUCAUCCGAAACCCCUACAAGGCUCUGAUGGCGGAGUUCAACCGUAAAUACGGGGGGCACAUCGGCUUCGCGGCUCACGCCCACUGGAAGGGCAAAGAGUGGCCGGAGUUCGUGGCGAACUACGCGCCGUGGUGGGCGACCCACACCCUCGACUGGCUGCGCUACGGCAAGAAGGUGCUGGUGGUUCACUUCGAGGACCUGAAGCGGGACCUCUUCGUCCAGCUGCAGCGGAUGGUGGGGCUGCUGGGCAUCGCCGCCUGCGAGGACAGGCUGCUCUGCGUCGAGGGACAGAAGGACGGCAACUUCAAGCGAUCCGGCUUGAGAAAAUUGGAGUACGACCCUUACACCCCUGAGAUGAGGAAGAUGAUCAGCGGCUACAUCAAAACGGUGGACACGGCUCUGAAACUCCGAAAUCUGUCGGGGGUCCCGGAUGACUACUACCCGAGAUGA
Messenger RNA from Gymnogyps californianus (California condor), 1698 nucleotides. RefSeq names its product WSC domain containing 2 (gene WSCD2). The coding region runs from base 7 to 1698 and encodes 563 amino acids. The record is from RefSeq and is a predicted model, not a curated record. The transcript is spliced from 8 exons. Lineage: Eukaryota; Metazoa; Chordata; Aves; Accipitriformes; Cathartidae.